Lachancea mirantina is the source of this 2139-nucleotide messenger RNA. The record is from the annotation of a GenBank genome assembly. NCBI's taxonomy places the organism in Eukaryota, Fungi, Ascomycota, Saccharomycetes, Saccharomycetales, Saccharomycetaceae.
AUGGCCACUACAAGUAGUUAUGCUGAGGGUUUUCUCGAUGAUUUGGGGUGUCGCAACCAUCUAGACAAGUUUCUAGAGUUUGGUUUAACGUCGCAAGAGGAAGUGAUGUUUUUGGAUCAAGAAAUCUUGAAAGAAGUCGGGAUAACAAGCAUCGGCGACAGAAUAAAAAUUCUACAAAAGACCGAUUCAAUGCGAGCCAAGGGUCCCAAACAUGCGGACAUGAUGAAAGAAGUAUUGAAUCAUUUUUCAGCGUUAAGCGUGGGCCAAUUGAGCACGAGUGAAGAAUUGGUGACCGACAAACAUUCAGCUAUAUUCAUAUUGAAUGACGGAUCGGCCAAAAAAGUGAACGUAAACGGGUGCUUCAAUGCGGAUUCGAUUAAGAAGAAACUUAUCAAGAAACUGCCGAGAGAAUUCAUCGCGAUUACGCCCCAGGGUGAAGAAACGCGUACUUCAUCAGAUUACGACGUUUUCGUAGUAGACUACAUCAAGAACGUACUGCAUUUGCUCUACGACGUCGAACUGGUCACUAUCUGUCAUUCUAUCGACCGGGUUGAGAAGAAUCGCCUCAUAUUUGUAUCCAAGGAUCAAACUCCCAGCGACAAAGCGGUGCUCACUUCCAAAAAACUGCAUAUGAAAACGUUGAGCGUUAUCAGUCAAUUGGGCUCUUCUGCCGCGAUUAGCAACAGCACGCCAAAUUCCAGAGCUCAUUUCCGUGUCGGGAAUGUCGUAAACGCCGGCGAAACGGGCUCUGUCGCAGCAGCCGAAAACCUACGCAUCGAGAACAACAAGGGCGGACUUCGCCAAAUUUUCAGCCAAAGACCACCCAGUGAGCUUAUUUCGACAAAUCUCGCUGAAUAUUUUCCUCGGGCUGACAUGUCAAGACUUCAGAAGACCCUCAGAAACUCGGUACGCCAUUCCAUGCGUUUGAGCACUAUCAAGGGCCAUGUUCGUGUUACUACGGGUAAUAACGUAGGAGAAAUUUUGGUGAAUAAUGCCAAUGCGGUUGACGCGGCCUUGUUGGAAAGCCUGGACACCAAUCGCGGAACUGACACGAAUGCGACACGGAUGACUACCGCGGAAGAUACGCUCAACAUGUCUUCACCAUCGGAGCCAGGGCAGCAAGCGCAGCAAGCGGCGCCUCGCGUCGAGAAUAUACCCUCUGUCGAUCGCAUAGAGCUCUACAGUGUGGAAUCUAGCGAAGAAUCUGACGACGGAGACGGCGAUAUGAUAUCUUUACCUACCAAGAUUGCCACACCAAAGUCCUGGCUGAAGGGAGCCAGAAUUGGCGCAGGUAGUUUCGGAAGUGUUUAUUUAGGAAUGAAUGCCCAAACAGGAGAACUUAUGGCAGUAAAGCAGGUAGAACUGCAGCCCACUGCGAUCACAGCGGGCGUAUCGGUUCCGGAUGAGGGCAAAAGAUCCGGCAGCGGUGGUAAUAACGUUGCUGCGGCUAAAAAUUCUCAAGUGCAUAGAAAAAUGGUCGACGCUCUACAGCAUGAGAUGGGCCUGUUGAAGGAACUUCAUCACGAAAACAUUGUAACAUAUUUUGGGUCUUCUCAGGAGGGCGGUAAUUUGAACAUUUUUCUGGAAUAUGUUCCAGGAGGGUCAGUGUCAUCGAUGCUGAACAGCUAUGGUCCUUUCGAAGAGCCCUUGAUCAAAAACUUUUCAAGACAAAUACUAAUAGGAUUGGGUUACUUACACCGUAAAAACAUUAUUCACAGAGACAUCAAAGGUGCAAAUAUUCUGAUUGAUAUCAAGGGCAAAGUGAAAAUCACCGAUUUCGGAAUCUCAAAGAAGCUUUCACCAUUGAAUCAACAACAAAAUAAGAGAGCUUCAUUGCAAGGUUCUGUCUAUUGGAUGGCACCAGAAGUCGUCAAACAAGUGGUCACUACAGAAAAGGCCGACAUCUGGUCCGUCGGUUGUGUCAUUGUCGAAAUGUUCACCGGGAAACAUCCAUUCCCGGACUUUUCGCAAAUGCAAGCGAUUUUCAAGAUCGGCACCAACACAAUACCAGAACUGCCAACUUGGGCAACAGAAGAUGCAAGAGAUUUUCUGCUCAAGACCUUUGAGCUAAAUUACCAGAAAAGACCUAGUAGCAUUGAGUUGUUAAGACAUUCUUGGACAAGCAGCGGCGUUAUAUAA